GCAAUAUAUGUCUUUGCAUGUUAUGACAAAUCUCGUGAAUAUGACAUAAUGGGAACAUCAACAUGACCAUGGCUUACCCAGCGACUAUGUCUUUGGAUCGUGAAUUUCGAGUGCGAGAACUCCUCAAUGAGGUUCAAGCAGAACGCCGCCAUUACGCAAGUGAAUCCUAUAUACCCUCCCUUCCGCGUUCCUUUCUUUUCAAGCACCACCCCAUGGGCAUUCCUAGACCCCCUCGAACACGCUUAUCUGCUACUACCGAAUCGCAACUACGUGAUGUGUUGUCGCUGUGUUUAGCGGACUCUACACUCGACAACUAUACCUCUGGGUUAAAGUCCUUCCUGGCCUUUUGCGACAGAGAAUCUGUGCCUCUGGAGGCGCGUCUUCCUGCAUCAGAACAUUUACUUUGUGCUUUUGCUGCCUCGCGCGCAGGUGGCGUCGUAUUAUCCACUGUGCGCAACCGUAUCUCUGCAGUACGUGCCUGGCACAUCAUCCACUGCAUGCCUUGGCAGGGUGGACUGCAUUUACAGUACGUCCUCAAUGGUGUGGACCGCCUCGCCCCCGAUGCAUUACCACCCCGCCCUCCUAUAACACGUGUCAUGCUCGAACUCCUUCAUUCGCACCUUGACAAAUCUGUCUCAAUCAAUGCAUGUCUCUUGGCUGCCGCCGACAUCGCAUUUUGGGGACAAUCUCGUCUGGGAGAACUGUUCCCCACCUCGGCUUCCAAGCAUGAUCCAAAACGGACCCCUUCUCGCUUUCAUUUAGGACCAGUUUCUUCUGCGAAUGGUUCUCGCGGUUUGCAUUACCCUUACACGAAAACGAAGAGAUUCAUGGGUGAUGACACCCGUCUUACUCGCCAACUAGAAUCCCUUCCCCUCUUUUCAUACCAGGAAACACCGGGUGGGCAAUGGAGAUUUCUGACGAAGAAACUUUUCCUCAAAAUAUGCAAUUCCAUUUGGCAUUCUUGCCACAUCCCCCGCUUCACAGGGCACUCGUUCCGCAUUGGCGGCACUACCGAACUUCUGCAAUGUGGAGUUCCCCCCGAUAUUGUGAAGUUAAUGGGCCGGUGGUCAUCUGAUGCAUUUUUGCGUUACUGGCGGAAAUUGGAAAUUGUGGUACCAAUGCAUGCGCAGUUGCUACAACCAGUACUAAACCCCCACUUUCUCUCCAAUCCCAAACCACGCACAUCGAGGGCACGUUCUUAAUCACACUAUCCAUUUAUUCCGUAAACUUUCCAACUCGUUAUGUCCUACUUUGUACAACUGAAUACGUCCCGUCCUCGUCUUUUUUGUGGGUUGGCCGUCGCGUGAACUAGCUCGUCAGCGACUUCGUCGGGUUUGUGGGUGAUCCUCGCUGUUCCCCUUCCGGCACACCCCAGACCCCCGAGACCCUUCGUGGCCUCAGGAGCAGGCCAUUGGCCGGUCUCUCCCCCACAAUAGCACUCAAGUGGUAUAAGAUUGACUUCCCCCUCCGGAGCGACAGCACGAGUUGAACACGGACGCUUGUUCCCUUCCGCAAGAACUACUCGAUCAAAUAAUCGAUCAUUUUCAGG
Molecule: messenger RNA, 1549 nt
Organism: Somion occarium
Lineage: Eukaryota; Fungi; Basidiomycota; Agaricomycetes; Polyporales; Cerrenaceae
Source: the annotation of a GenBank genome assembly